Macrosiphum euphorbiae (potato aphid) is the source of this 627-nucleotide messenger RNA. NCBI's taxonomy places the organism in Eukaryota, Metazoa, Arthropoda, Insecta, Hemiptera, Aphididae. The record is from the annotation of a GenBank genome assembly.
AUGACACAGACAUUAAAACCAAUUAUCGAUCCUUUAACUAAAAUAUCGAAUAAACCUCGAUUGAACAAAGAAAAUACUGACAAUAAAAACUCGAUUUUGGACUACAAUCAACAAGAAAUUGAAAAUUGGUUUCAGUCUACAGACUUGGAUAAAAUCUAUGGUCCGAAAAAACUUCCAAACGGCCAUAUUAUCUUGGGUAAAAAAGAAGUAAAAUUCUUAGAAAACACUUUACUUAUCGACAGUAAUGUUUAUACCUUAACCUCGGGUCUUAUACAGUUAUUAUUUUUAAAAAAUCCACUUAUUUUUACUGAUAGCGAUUUAGAGGUAUAUAAAUCUAUAUUAACUCAAACAUCAGUACAUUUAUCUACAGUUGGAAAUAAAAUAAAAAAGGGUGGUACUAAAUACUCAACAAUUAUUAGUAAAUUAUUCCCCUCGGGUGGCGAGCUGUCUAUGAAAUUACAGAAAAAUAACUUAGUGUAUUGGGACAAUCCAAACGAGUUGGUCGACCGGUUACGUCUACUUCUCGCGUCAAAAGCAGCUGGCAAUACAAGCGUUUCAAACGAAAUAAUUUCGAUUUUCGACGAAUUACACGAAGCCGGACUAAUAAAGCGAAUUCCCGAUGUCUAA